AUGGGCGAGCCGCUUUCCAUCGCCGCCAGUAUCGCGGGCCUGAGCAGCCUUGCUUCAGAGUUAACUAAGGCAUGCUUCGCUUGCUACCGCGCUUACAAGAAAGCGCGUAAUGCACCUGAUACCAUCGAUAAGGUUAUCAGACAGUUGAGCCUUUUCCGUCGGCUGCUCGUUGACCUUGAAGACAUUUACAUCAUCAAAUCUGGGCCUCUGUCAUCUUUGGACAGUAUAGAGCGCGAGGUCAAAGAGUGUCAGUCUGAAAUAAAGAUGUUUCAGCAGAGCUUGAACUCUUCGCUUGGGGAUGGGCAUGGCAUGAAACUCCGGGUGAAGUUUUUGCUUAAAGAGGAGGAAAUCCAAGCCUUCCUCUGUAGUCUUCAAGUCUAUCAAUCGGCAUUCGAGUCUGCAAAAGCCAACGAUGGCUUGAGGAUUGCUAUGAGCACUCAACAAACGGUAGCCACGAUCGGAAUCGCCGUUCAAAGCAUACAGCAGGAGGCCAGCGCUGAGAAAGACAAAUUGCUGUCCGAUGAGGCGCUGAAGUGGCUUACCCCCUGGACUUUAUGCGGAGACAAGAAGAGCUUUAUCACCAUCGCCGUCACGAGGGCACUGGAACCUGGAUCUUGA
Molecule: messenger RNA, 618 nt
Organism: Coniosporium apollinis CBS 100218
Lineage: Eukaryota; Fungi; Ascomycota; Dothideomycetes
Exons: 1
Coding region: 1-618 (205 amino acids)
Source: RefSeq, a predicted model, not a curated record